Colletotrichum karsti is the source of this 1128-nucleotide messenger RNA. Its product is annotated as zinc-binding dehydrogenase. The transcript has 2 exons. NCBI's taxonomy places the organism in Eukaryota, Fungi, Ascomycota, Sordariomycetes, Glomerellales, Glomerellaceae. The record is from RefSeq and is a predicted model, not a curated record. Gene Ontology annotation, molecular function: oxidoreductase activity, acting on NAD(P)H. The coding region runs from base 1 to 1128 and encodes 375 amino acids.
AUGGAACUCGAGAUACCAGCCAUCCAUCCGGCCGUCGCCGUCAAGGCCCCACGAGAACCGCUCAUCCUCAUCGACGCCCCUACGUACCCGCCCGAUGUUGGCGAGGUCAUUGUCAAGGUGGAAUGGACCUCCUCGACCCCGUAUCACCUGCACCAAGCCGACGGAGGAUUGCUGAUCGACAUGUUCCCCCGCAUCCUUGGCGACACAUUCGCGGGGACGGUUCUGUUGGUCGGGCCAGGCCCCCAUCAUGUCGAUCUCGAAGUCGGGGACAAAGUUCUGGGGUACUCAUUCCGCGACGUCAAGGAUGGCAAAGAAAAGGCUGCGCAAACGCUUAUUACAGUGCCGACGUUUUUGCUCGGAAAACUGCCGAAGGGAUUGAGCAUGCAGGAAGCUGUGACCGUUCCCGACAACAUCGUUACCGUUUUCCAGGCUGCAGUCGCAGACCUCGGGCUGCCGCUCCCGUGGCCUAUCCCGGAUGGGUGGAUACCUCCGGAAGCGGAUGCGCCGAUUCUUUUGUGGGGCGGAGCCGGCAGCGUCGGCAUGUACUCGAUUGAGGUUUUCCGCCACUGGGGCUACAAGAACCUCGUCGUCGUCGCCAGCGGAAAGCAUCAUGAGUAUUUAAAGUCGCUUGGCGCAACUUUUUGCUUUGACUACCGCGAGAAGCACGUAGUCGACAAGAUCAAGGAGCAUUUUGGACCGAAGGGCGUACCAUAUGUUAUCGACUGCAUCGGCCAUUUGACAGGUUCGCUGAAACCAAUCACGCAGAUUGCCGAGAAAGGAACCAAGGUUGCUGUUAUGCUUCCGGUCGUUAUCACCGAUCCUACAGAAAUCCAAGCACCGGUUUAUCAGAUGACUGAGCCAGCCGAGGGGCAGUGGAAGGACGGAGUAAUCGUGAGAGGCGUUCGCACGCAUUUCUAUUUGAAGAACAAGCUUUUCAAGGACAAAAUGCAAUGCGAAAUCAUCCCCACCUUACUAGAGCAAAGGGUGGUACGGCCCAACCCGCAACGGAUAGUCGAGGGUGAGACCUUGUUGGAGCGCGCGCAAGAUGCCAUUGUCUUGUUGAGAAAUAAGGCAGUGAGUGGUGAAAGAUUGGUAUGGAGGGUUUCAGAAGACGACGCUGUUGUGUGA